UCCUGGAGCUUCAGGUUCAGCUAGACUCGAGAAUCUCUCUUAUUUGGUAUCUGGACUGCUCAGCUAUACAACCCCUCUAAUAAGACGUAUUCGUUCACUGCGUUCAACAAACCCGUUUACUGGUUUUCUCUCGUUCCGAACUUGACUUCUCUUCAAAAUGGACACCCGCGUCAUUGUUGAACAAAUCCAAAGAAUGAGACCGUCCUCUUUCUCAGAGGAAGAGCGACACCGCUACAAAGCAGAAAAAAUGAUGCUGAGGCAGUUUCUGCUCAUGAAGCAGCAGGAUCAACUUCCUGAUUAUUUAUCAGUCGGAGACAUGAAGUCCUGGCUGCUGACAGGAAGAAGCUUCCUGGAGGAGUUUCAGGAAAUAAUUGACAGGAGAGAGAUUGAUCAUGUGUUCAUAGCUGAAGUGGCCUGGACCACGGCGAGACUCUUCUGUCUUGGUCAGAUGGAAGAAGAGCUCCUGGAAGAGCUGGACAAAGAACGGUGUCUUUCCCAGCUGUUCAGCAGGAAGGUCACACUGGAGGGCCUUCAGAUGCUUGUCUCAGUCGUCCACCCGAAAGCAGAAAAGGAUGCGCAAACCUGCCUUUCAGCCCUGCACAGCAAGCUGCUUGACAUCUUUGGUGGCAUUCAGAUCGCCAGCGGCCCGCUCUAUACAGGGGACGCCAAACCAGCAGAGCUCUUGGAGCUGGAACAGAGUGCUGCGGCGCUGUUACCAGAGGUGGUGGACACUGCUCUUAAGUUUCUCCUGGAAGAACCAGAGCGGGAAAACAAGAAUGAAGCCGCCAGUGCUGCGAUUGGCAAACUGCUGACUAACUCAGCAUUUCCCUGCCUCUCUCGGCUUGGAAGGGUUUCUGAAACCCUUCUGCUCCGUGUCUGCACCGAAGAAGCUCAAUCCAUGGUCGAAGUCAUCUCUAACAGGUUCGACAGGUGCUCCAAGUCCUUCAAGCUGAUGGACUAUGAUGAAAGCUAUUACAGUGCUACAGAGGGCGUCAUCUCUGCCAUUCAGGAUAUGGACCGUGAAAUGCAGACUGAUGCAUCCAUCCAGGCUCACUUUCAGCUGGAAGAGGGACCUGUGGAGGAGAGGGAGGCUUCUCCAUGGGUUGCUCUGGAUAAAGAGGUAGACUUUAUACCAAAAGAUGUUACAGAGGACACGUACAGAAAAGAGGCAACCCUGGUUCAGGACUCUGUCGUCCAGAGUAUGGCCAAUGACGAGCAGAUGGAUGCAUCCAGCCAGGCUCAACUUCGACUGGAAGAUGGACACCUGGAGAAGAGGGAGGCUUCUCUGGACGUCUCUCCUUUGGAGGAGCUGGAAGGGGGACUCGUGGAUGAGAGGGAGGCUUCUCCACGCAUCGAUCUGGAUGAAGAGGUUGACACUUUCCCAAAUGAUGCGACAGAGGACACAUACAAUAAAGAGCACAACCUUGUACUGCAGCAGGAGGAAGUGGAAGUAUAUGAGACACAGGACUUCCUGGUUCAGGACUGUGAUAAGAAGAAGAAGAAGAAGAGAGUGCGUGCCUUUUUCUGUGGUUUCCGGAAGAUGAUGACAUGUUGCUUUUGUUUCCACUAAGCAAUAAAUCACAGCACUCCCUCUGCAAUAAUAUUGUUAAAUACAUUCAAUAAAACUAUUAAUUUUAAGUCA
Molecule: messenger RNA, 1642 nt
Organism: Perca flavescens (yellow perch)
Lineage: Eukaryota; Metazoa; Chordata; Actinopteri; Perciformes; Percidae
Exons: 4
Coding region: 158-1570 (470 amino acids)
Source: RefSeq, a predicted model, not a curated record